AUGUGUGAGUUUGUUGAAGAGGAGACAUUUGCUGAAGCUUCACUUUCAUGGGCACUGGAUCGUAUUGAUCAAGUCAGUCCAGUAUUAGAUGGUAUAUUUGAACCUGGACGAGAUGGAGAAGGUGUUGAUAUUUAUAUUUUAGAUACAGGUAUUAAUUAUGAUCACUAUGAAUUUGAUGGUAACAGAGCCAUGUAUACUGGAUAUGACCCAAUUGACAACAAUGAUGGAACUAACCAAAAAGGUCGAGAUUGUAAUGGACAUGGAACUCAUGUAGCAAGUCUUGCUUGUGGAAAGAAUUAUGGUGUUGCCAAAAAAGCUAACUGUUACAGGGUCCGUGUAUUAGAUUGUUGGGGUUCAGGACCUUGGAGUGUUAUAAUAGAUGGAUUAAAUUCUGCUGCAACAAAUAUCACCAAUAAGAAUCCUCGUCGUCCGGCUAUCAUCUCAAUGUCGUUGGCUGCUGGCAAUAGUGGAGAUGAUGCCUGUGAUUAUACUCCUGCCAGUGCUGCAGGAGUCAUAACUGUUGCUAGCUCUGCUCAAGGAGAUUAUGUGUCUUCCUUCACAAAUGGUGGCUCUUGUGUUGAUAUAUUUGCUCCAGGCUCUGAUGUGAAAGCAGCUGAUCAUAGCU
Messenger RNA from Gigantopelta aegis, 625 nucleotides. Its product is annotated as alkaline serine exoprotease A-like. Gene Ontology annotation, biological process: proteolysis. NCBI's taxonomy places the organism in Eukaryota, Metazoa, Mollusca, Gastropoda, Neomphalida, Peltospiridae. Gene Ontology annotation, molecular function: serine-type endopeptidase activity. The record is from RefSeq and is a predicted model, not a curated record.